GUGACUGAAACCAGAAACAAAAAGGAGAAAGAAAAGAAAAAGAGAUUUAUUAUAUUCGAUACGGUCAUUUGGGAAGUCACGUGAUCGUCGGCGGCAACUGAACUCGCAGUGCGCAGCAGCCAUUGAACUGCGGACGUAAAUUUUCCUCAUCGAAGCUAAGGUUCCUGCUACUGAAAGUUGAUACCUUAUGGAGGGAAUGGAGCAGUGGAAAGAACAACUGGACCGGUUGUUGAAUCAAAUGAACCAAUUGUUUCUUCAAGGGCUUGAAUAUGUGCAUCAGAUACCCCCAACUCAACUCUAUGUUUCUAUUGCCAUCUUCGUGGUCACAACCCUUUUUCUGUUAUCGAUUCGUUUGUUCAAACGCAAAAAAUCUAAUACCAUUGUGCUCACUGGGCUCAGCGGGAGUGGGAAAACUGUUCUUUUUUACCAACUUCGGGAUGGCUCCUCACACCAGGGUACUGUUACAUCAAUGGAACCAAAUGAGGGCAUUUUCGUUUUACAUUCUGAAAGUAACAAGAAGGGCAAAAUAAAGCCUAUUCAUCUCAUUGAUGUUCCUGGACAUUCUCGUCUUCGAUCCAAGCUAGAUGAGUAUUUGCCGCAAGCUGCUGGCGUAGUGUUCGUUGUUGAUGCCCUGGAAUUUUUGCCAUACUGCCGUCUAGCUUCAGAGUACUUGUAUGAUAUUUUGACCAAGGCAAGUGUUGUUAAAAAGAAAAUCCCAGUUGUCAUCUGCUGUAAUAAGACUGACAAAGUGACUGCACAUACCAAGGAGUUCAUCCGAAAACAACUGGAGAAGGAAAUUGACAAACUGCGGGCAUCAAGGAGUUCUUUAUCCGAGGCAGAUAUUGCAAAUGACUUCACUCUCGGGGUACCCGGAGAAACAUUUGCCUUCUCUCAGUGUGUUAAUAAAGUUACUGUUGCAGAAGCUUCUGGUUUGACCGGUGAGAUAUCUCAGGUGGAACAUUUCAUCAGGGAACAUGUAAAACCCUAAGAAGACUGCUCAAAUUCCCGAAAUUCCGAUGUUCCCGAGAUACCUCUUCAUUGUUGAAAGAGCUCAAGGAAGCUGCAGAAAACAUUCUGUACUUGACAGAGCAACGGUAGAAUUGAGAAUGAAUAGUAUUAGGAUUCAUCCAUUUUAAUGGCGUCAAUGAGUUUUGUUGAAACUAUGAUAUUUUCGGAUGGCAACAUCAUCUACUUAGACUUUGUUGUUUUCCUUGGACUUUUUGUUACCUUAUUUGAAUGAUGUUUUACCUUGUGAAAGGUAAGUAGACUGUCGUUAAUAUGAUAAAAUAAUUUCCAGA
Tripterygium wilfordii is the source of this 1298-nucleotide messenger RNA. RefSeq names its product signal recognition particle receptor subunit beta-like. Gene Ontology annotation, biological process: protein targeting to ER. The coding region runs from base 188 to 988 and encodes 266 amino acids. The record is from RefSeq and is a predicted model, not a curated record. NCBI's taxonomy places the organism in Eukaryota, Viridiplantae, Streptophyta, Magnoliopsida, Celastrales, Celastraceae. Gene Ontology annotation, cellular component: signal recognition particle receptor complex. The transcript has 7 exons.